This is a messenger RNA of Pestalotiopsis fici W106-1, 2577 nucleotides long. RefSeq lists its product as uncharacterized. The coding region runs from base 1 to 2577 and encodes 858 amino acids. The record is from RefSeq and is a predicted model, not a curated record. Gene Ontology annotation, molecular function: DNA-binding transcription factor activity, RNA polymerase II-specific; RNA polymerase II cis-regulatory region sequence-specific DNA binding. Gene Ontology annotation, biological process: cell differentiation; anatomical structure morphogenesis; negative regulation of transcription by RNA polymerase II. NCBI's taxonomy places the organism in Eukaryota, Fungi, Ascomycota, Sordariomycetes, Amphisphaeriales, Sporocadaceae. The transcript has 2 exons.
AUGACCAAUUCUGCUGAGACGGGCGACUCCUCUGAAGCCGAGCUUGACCUUCACAAUCAACAACAGUCCCUUUCGAAAUCUAGCUCGUCCACAGGUCUAGAGUCUUCUUCCUCAAUCCCAUCGACUACUCCUCCUGCAGCCCAAUAUACAAGUCAAGAUACAGAUCAACGGACGGGAUCAACUCUUGCCGGUAUAACAAUGGCAACAGACGACAGUUCUCGAACACUAUCUCCGCAACAUACAGAAUCGAUACAUCCUCGAGAUGACUAUCAACACCUACAACACCAUCAAAGUGGUGGUACAGUCCAGCGAGAACCUCCUCGACGACCAACGCCGUUGAUCACUUCGGUAACAGGGCUGGCAGGGAAUGAGCAAGACUCUUCCUUUGAUCAUAGUGCCUCGACUGCGUUCCCCGAUUCAAACCGAUCGGUUUCUCGCAAGAGGUCGGCGCCGAAUAUUAUUGACGAAGCGAACAAAUACCCAAGAAAUCAAGAACUCAAUUUAUACACGCCAGAGAGCUCGCGGUCGCUGGCUUUUGCUGGGGGUCCUGGUGAUCCGAGAGAGCUCAUUUGUCUCUGUACCAAAGCGCCCAAGGUACCGAGACCAAGAAAUGCUUUCAUUCUAUACCGUCAACAUCAUCAGGCCUCGGUCGCCGCACAGCACCCUGGUCUUGCGAAUCCGGAAAUAUCGAAGCUCAUUGGCGAGAAGUGGCGUGAGCAGCCCGAGGAGGUCAAGGACUCUUGGAAACGGUUGGCCGAAGAAGAAAAGCUUCGGCACCAGCGCCAGUAUCCGGACUACCGCUAUCAGCCACGGCGAGGCGGUAAGAACGGAACCAGUGGGAAACCGGCGCCCGGUGCUUCGGCUGACGACCCGGGCCGCUGUCAAAAGUGCGGCGGAAGAUUCAUCGCGACCCCCAGAACACCAAGUACACCGUUCAGCGCAGCCAUGACACCGGCAUUCGCAAAACCCAUGGCCGCGGGUCUUCCACCUGGUGCUCAUGUUAUGAGCGGUGGCUACGUGACGCUAGGGACAAUGGUGCAUAAUUCCAAUGCCAGGGUCAUUGAGACGGACCAUCCAAUGAGACGUGGUAGCAAUACAAGCAUGAUGAGUGUAGACUCGCACGGCCGAAGAUACACACAGCCAUAUCUCAGAGACAUUGAUGAGGACUAUGCCAUCAUGAGCCCUACAGCACCACCUCACAAGCGACCACGUUACAAUAAUGGAUACAUACCCGUCAGCCCUCCACUGACAUAUAUGCCGCUUCCUCCAGAGCCCAGGUACAUCCAGCAGCGAUCGAGUACAACCGGCUCACCCAUGUCUACCAUGGGCUAUGGACCCAACCCCAUGUCUCGAGUAUCACAGCACCAGCACCAACAGCAGCACCAACAGAGUUCGUAUCACCAAGCUCAUAUGCAGCCUCCGCCACGGCCGAGCGUGUCAUACGCCGGUGGUGUGCCAAUGCAAAUCUCUUCUUCGCAUGGCACGAUUCCUGGAUUUGACGAAUCGCUACGAUUGCCGCCCCUCCAGACACAGAUGCCCGACUCGCCGAGCAUGACCUCGGACUCUGGUGCAAUGGUGACUUCAACGCAAGGUCCGACAGGGCUGGGAAUCAUGGCUCCUCACACCCACCAACAACAGCAACAACAGCCGCCGCCGCUAUCUUCCGGACCGCAUCCACCAUCACCGGGUCAGCGACCGCAGUGGCUUAACAGACUCGAAAUGCUCCGUGCCAUUAGUCCACCGCUCAAGAACCCCGGCGGUAGUCUUUUGCCUUUUGAAGUGCGCGGUCCCCUCAUUGCCCUCGAAGGAGCCUCCCGGGCUAUUCUAAAGGAAAUCACGUCCGUUGUCGAGAAAGCAUUAUCGGUGUCCGGAGAGUGUAGUGUCAAGAUAUGGGACGGCGCGGAAUCUACCAGUCUUUCCGGGAGCCGAAUCACUGGAGACGAUGCAUCAUCGAGAAGCCAUGGAGAGUCUCAAGCCGAUUUCCUCAACUUCACCAGUCCUGUAGCGAAAUUCCAAGUUCAGAUGCUCAAGUGGCAUCGCUUGUCAGAGGAAUUGGUAAAAUACAUCACGCACUUUCCGUCAUCGGAUGCUGGCCAGUCUGCAAACGGGCCAGGAGGAGACAGAGACAAGUCGUCGACGUCGUCGUCGUCGGCGGGUGGAUCAAUCACGAUGAGUACUGUAAAUACACCCGGACCGAAGCAUGGCGCUCACCAAUCUGUACACACGCUGCCGGUCGCUGUUCUCAGUGCUGGCUAUUCCCUCAAGGCCUCGGACCGGUCCGCCGCUGCCCUGCACAUUGCCGAUGCGUAUCGGCCAGACGACCACUGGCGCUGGGUGGCCACCAUGUGGCGUGGUAUUGUUGGCCCCGACCUCACCGUAUAUAUCAUGCGUUGCACAGAGCUAGAGAUGAGGGUCAAUCAAGUCGUCGAGUUUGCCAAUGCGGGUGUCUUGGUCGUCAGGAUCCCCGAGAGCGCUGGGAACGAAACGGCAGUAGUGGACGAGAGGCUGGAGCGACGGUUGGGUUUUGAGAUUAUGGAAUGGGUGCGGAAUGGGCAGUUUGGCCGAAUUUCCAGCUAG